Hippocampus comes (tiger tail seahorse) is the source of this 2650-nucleotide messenger RNA. RefSeq names its product ADP-ribosylation factor-like 4aa (gene arl4aa). Gene Ontology annotation, molecular function: GTPase activity; GTP binding. NCBI's taxonomy places the organism in Eukaryota, Metazoa, Chordata, Actinopteri, Syngnathiformes, Syngnathidae. The record is from RefSeq and is a predicted model, not a curated record. The transcript has 2 exons. Bases 383 to 985 code for a protein of 200 amino acids.
CCCGGGCGUAUUGCUGACUGACAGCCUCGGCAAGCCAAUCGGCGGUCAGACGUGAAAGUGAGUAAACCAAUCGGGUGCGGCGGCGGAAUCGACAUGGGCGUUUACUCCAGCUGCAGAGCCCAAGCCAGGCGUAGUCAGUCUGGUCUACGAAGAGCUUCCAACACUUCACCGUUGGUGUGUUACCUUCGCUCUCACCGCGGAGGUGAAAAUUCGACAUUUUCCAUCUAUUCACGGCGGAGGACGGCUUUUGAACUCUGAAACAGCGGCGGAUAUUUGUGCUCAGACAGGUUCUUGCUGCAGCCAGUUUGGAUUAUAAAAUUACAUUGAGGAUUAGUGGGUGAAAAUUGGCUCCAAUCCCGCUGGCCCUUCCCCAUGAGGAAAGAUGGGGAAUGGCUUCUCGGAACAACCUAGUUUCCUGGCGAGCAUCCCCUUCUUCCAGUCCUUCCACAUCGCCAUCCUUGGGCUGGACUCUGCCGGGAAGACCACCGUGCUGUACAGGCUGCAAUUCAACGAGUUUGUCAACACGGUGCCCACCAAGGGUUUCAACGCAGAGCGGGUGCGGGUAUCCCUGGGCGGCCACCGCUCCGUGACCUUCCAGUUUUGGGACGUGGGCGGCCAGGAGAAGCUGCGGCCGCUGUGGAAGUCGUACACGAGAUGCACGGAUGGCAUCAUUUUUGUGGUGGACUCGGUAGAUGCCGAGCGCAUGGAGGAAGCCAAGACCGAGCUCCACAAGAUCGCCAAGACUUCGGAGAACCAGGGGGUGCCGCUAUUGGUGGUGGCCAACAAGCAGGACUUGAGGCACUCCCUGGGCCUGCCGGAAAUUGAGAAGCUCCUGGCACUCAAGGAACUGAGCCCGGCGACCCCGUGGCACCUGCAGCCCGCCUGCGCCAUCAUUGGAGACGGACUUAGGGAGGGCCUGGAUCGACUAUAUGACCUGAUCCUGAAACACAGAAAGGCGAUCCGGCAGCAGAGGAAGAAGCGAUAAAGACUGCAAGUUACUGGUGAAGGAAUGUCUGGAGUUGAAUCCAGCGUCUACAUUGUUGUCAAAAAAUCUCAGAGCUUAAAGGUUUGUCAGGCUGUGUUCACACUUGUCAUGCUUUCAAAUGAACUCUGAUCCGAUUGCGUUCCCAGUGCGGUUCGUUUGGUCCACCUAAAGCACGGUUUGCAAUUAGAUUCAGACCAGUCUGAGUCCAUGUUCAAAUUCAUCAGGUUUGGUCAAGUGUGAACUUUUAUCAUCUGGACUGAAACCAUUUUGGUCCCAGAUCUCCAUCUGCUUGCAAUUGGACUCAAGAUGCAGUUUAGGUUCACUUGAGCUCAAGUGUGAAUGCUACACAGAUGAAAGAGGACCAGGUCUGCUUGAAGGAUUGGUCUCGGUCUUCAACUCUGGUGCAAUUCGGUUCACAUCAGCUCAAGUGGUGAAUGCGAUGCAGAGCCAAGAAGGUGGACUGAGACCGCUUGAAGACUUUGUCUCAGCCCACUUGCAAGCGAUUGGAUGUCGGUUUGGUUCAAGGGUGACUGCUAAAUUUCAUCCAAAUCAUGAAAAUGCGACAAGGCGGAUCAAAAAUGUGCAUCUUGUAUCUUUUUGGUCCAGACAGGAGUACUGUUCCACUUUGUUCGGUUCAAAUCAACUCCAGUGCAAGCGGUCUAGUGAAGUCGUUUGUUUGGUCCAACUAGCUGACUGUGUCCACUGAAAGAGGUUGUCUCCGUCCUGCCUAUUAGUGAACUCUGGUGAGUCGAGGUUCAUUGAAGCUAUGCGGAUCAAAGAACCAAAUGUAUCAUUUAUUUGUUAGUCUGGACCACUCUGAUCCCGUUUGCUUCCGUUAAAAGAAACUCUGGUGUUAUUGCCCUACUCAUUUGGUUGUUGGAACGCUAUCAGCUGUUCCCGCAAGUGUAAGCGCUCCAUUUGUGUUCGGUGAAAACAAACUUGUCAGAUCGCUCUGCUAGUGAAUUUUGUUUUCAUCCGAUAUUGGAUGCUGCCAUCCGAAUCCUGGUGCGCACCAAACAAGCAGCUAGUGACCGAUCUAAGGUCAUGUUCAAGUGUGAAUGCUGUCGUCCGUUCAAAUGACAGCAAAAAAAAAAAUAUGUUGGGAACCCUCAAGUGUGAACACAGCCUUUGGUCAUGUGACCAUGCUGUGGAUCAGGAAGUGACGUGUAAAGGAACCAAGUAUGACGAUGAGAAAGUUCUCGACAAGUAUUGAUUUCAAGAUGUGAUCUAACACUCAGAAGGUUUGGGGUCUGGAAUGGUGGUACAAAGUGUUAUUUGAAUGGCCAAUGGUUUCUAUAUUCUUACCAAAAAACAUUUUAAAGGAAGAAAAAAAAACUAGAUGGGUUAGAACUUCAAUGAAAUUUUCACUUUUUUAUGCUAGCUCAUCACUUUUUUUUUUUAAACUACUUCAUAGACUCUAUAUGUGAAAGCAAAGUAUUAAUUGUGCAUUUUCAAUUGGUGUGGUUGCUCUCUUCUAUCUCCCACCUGAAGCACUUUAGAUGAUCACCUCUUAGGGAGUUUACAGUUUGUUAGCCGGACUUUUUUAAUAUGAAUUAUUUGACAUGUUUUAACAGAUGCUGUUUUGAGCCGGUUGCCGCGUUGUCAUGACCUUAUUUUUUUUUUUCCCUUUGAUGAAUAAAAACCGAUUGAGUGCACUGGUUAAAA